AUGGCCUGGCCGGUCAGCCCGCACCCCGGACACGGCCCUCCUUCCCCGCCGCCGUCCGGCUCGCCUGCGGGGACUUCCACGGCGGCCCUGCUGUCCUUCAGCGCCCUGGUGACCGCGGCGGCGCUGGGCAACCAGAGCGAGGCGAGCGGGGGCGGCGACGACGGGGUGACCGGGGCAGCGGCGAGGCCAGCGUCCGGCCCGGGGUCGGCGCCGCUGCUGUCGCACGGGGCGACGGUGGCGGUGCAGGCGCUGGUCCUCCUGCUCAUCUUCCUGCUGUCUAGCCUGGGCAACUGCGCCGUGAUGGGCGUGAUCGUGAAGCACCGGCAGCUGCGCACCGUCACCAACGCCUUCAUCCUGUCGCUGUCGCUGUCCGACCUGCUCACGGCGCUGCUCUGCCUGCCCGCCGCUUUCCUGGAUCUCUUCACGCCGCCCGCCGCCGCGGGGCCCUGGCGCGGCUUCUGCGCAGCCAGCCGCUUCUUCAGCUCGUGCUUCGGCAUCGUGUCCACGCUCAGCGUGGCGCUCAUCUCCCUGGACCGCUACUGCGCCAUCGUGCGGCCGCCGCGGGAGAAGCUCGGGCGCCGCCGGGCGCUGCAGCUGCUGGCCGCAGCCUGGCUGCUGGCGCUGGCCCUCUCCUUGCCCUGGGAGCUGCUCGCUGCGCCGCGCGAGCCCCUGGCCGCCCAGAGCUUCCACGGUUGCCUUUACCGGACCUCCCCGGACCCCGAGCGGCUGGGAGCCGUCUACAGCGUGGGGCUGGUGGUGGCCUGCUACCUGCUGCCCUUCCUGCUCAUGGGCUUCUGUCACUACCACAUCUGCAGGACCGUGCGCCUGUCGGACGUGCGCGUGCGGCCCGUGACCACCUACGCGCGCGUGCUGCGCUUCUUCAGCGAGGUGCGCACGGCCACCACCGUGCUCAUCAUGAUCGUCUUUGUCAUCGGCUGCUGGGGUCCCUACUGCUGCCUGGUGCUGCUGGCAGCCGCCCGGCAGGCCCAGACCACGCAGGCGCCCUCGAUCCUCAACGUGGUGGCUGUCUGGCUGACGUGGGCCAACGGGGCUAUCAACCCUGUGAUCUAUGCCAUUCGGAACCCCAACAUUUCCAUGCUUCUGGGACGCAACCGCGAAGUGGGGUACCGGACUAGGAACGUGGACGCUUUUCUGCCCAGCCAGGGUGCGGCUCUACAGGCCAGAAGCCGUAAUCGCCUUCGAAACCGCUAUGCCAACAGGCUGGGGGUUUGCAGCAGGGUGUCCUCUUCCAACACAGCCGGCGGGGUGGGAGGGGACGUGGCCAUGUGGGCCCGCAAAAAUCCAGUUGUGCUUUUCUGCCGGGAGGGACCACCGGAACCUGUGACAGCAAUGGGCAAACAGCCUAAAUCUGAAGCCAGGGACACCAGCCUCUAAGAAGGGGCCUGCGGCUUGUGUUAGCAAAUUCCCAUCGCCUUCAUUCAAUGACCUAGAAUUCUGGAGAGAAUCGUGGAUUCCAUAGACCCAAACAUUUAAAACUAAAGAGAGAGAAGGAAAGGAUUAACAUCCCCCCCC
Jaculus jaculus (lesser Egyptian jerboa) is the source of this 1533-nucleotide messenger RNA. It is a transcript of the gene Gpr135, whose product is annotated as G protein-coupled receptor 135. Gene Ontology annotation, biological process: G protein-coupled receptor signaling pathway. Gene Ontology annotation, cellular component: membrane. Gene Ontology annotation, molecular function: G protein-coupled receptor activity. The record is from RefSeq and is a predicted model, not a curated record. The coding region runs from base 1 to 1395 and encodes 464 amino acids. Lineage: Eukaryota; Metazoa; Chordata; Mammalia; Rodentia; Dipodidae. The transcript is spliced from 2 exons.